AUGAAAUCAAUUACAAUAAACAUUCUUAUUUUUGUCGUUUUGUUGUCAACAAUAACUGUUAUAGCCAGACCAGUACCUCUUAAAUCCAUUGAUGGAGCUGGUCUUAACGACCCACGCAAAUAUAUUUCUGUUGAUAGAGCUGAUCCUAGCGACCCACGUAAUAAUAGCAAAUAUAGUUCUGUUGGUGGAAUUGUUCCUAGCGACCCACGUAAUCAAGGCAAAUAUAGUUCUGUUGAUGGAGCUGAUCCUAGCGACGCACGUAAUAAUGGCAAAUAUAGUUCUGUUGAUGGUGCUGAUCCUAGUGACCCACGUAAUAAAGAAAAAUACAGUUCUGAAUCAUAA
Racocetra persica is the source of this 342-nucleotide messenger RNA. NCBI's taxonomy places the organism in Eukaryota, Fungi, Glomeromycota, Glomeromycetes, Diversisporales, Gigasporaceae. The record is from the annotation of a GenBank genome assembly.